Phlebotomus argentipes is the source of this 1047-nucleotide messenger RNA. RefSeq names its product zwei Ig domain protein zig-6-like. Gene Ontology annotation, biological process: synapse organization. The record is from RefSeq and is a predicted model, not a curated record. Lineage: Eukaryota; Metazoa; Arthropoda; Insecta; Diptera; Psychodidae. The transcript has 2 exons. Gene Ontology annotation, cellular component: neuron projection membrane. Bases 68 to 730 code for a protein of 220 amino acids.
GGAGCAGCCGCCGUACUUCGACGACGCCACCGUGCGCGAGGUGACCGCGGCGGCCGGCUACCCGGCCAUGCUGCGCUGCCGCGUGCGCAACAUCGGCGACCGCGCCGUGUCGUGGAUCCGCCGCCGCGACCUGCACAUCCUGGCCAUCGGCAUCAUGACCUACACCAACGACCCGCGCUUCCAGGCCGAGCACUCCGAGGGCUCCGACGACUGGACGCUGCGGAUCCGCGCCGCGCGCCCCGCCGACUCCGGCGUCUACGAGUGCCAGAUCUCCAUCGACCCCAAGAUCAGCCUCGGCAUCCACCUCAACGUCGUGGCGAGUCAGGCGCGCAUUCUGGGCAGCCGCGAAGUGUUCGUGCGCGGCGGCAGCGACGUGAACCUCACGUGCGUGGUGGAGGCUGCGCCAGCGCCCAUCGAGCUGCACUGGGCCAGAAACGGCCGGCCGCUGGACUUCUCGCGGCGCGGCGGCGUCAGCGUCCUCACGGAGCGGCGCGUCCGCACGAGUCAGCUGCUCAUGAGCCGCGUCUCGUCGCGCGACGCCGGCAACUACAGCUGCUUCCCGUUGGGCAACAGCGCCACGGACGCGGCCAGCGUGCUCGUGCACGUGAUUAAGGACGAGAACAGUGCCGCCAUGCAGCACGAGUCGUCGGCCAACUCGUCACACCUCAGCCCGAUUCCUGUGGGACUGGCCGUUGGGGUGUGCUCCGUUCUGAGACUGCUGAUGAGGUGAUAAUUGUAAAAUAAUGAAUUACGGGUGAGUUUGUCGGUGAGAGAAAGUUUCUCUAAUCUCACAAAUUGAAAAAGUUUGCAAGUUCGCGUAGUGCGAAGAUUCUCCCUCACCUUCGGAAAGGGCGUGAUCACGUCACGUUCAGCAGUGACCAUCGGUGUUACCCUUUGCUGGCUUUGUAAAUUCACUACAAUGGCAACUUUCUCACCCAUUGUAAUCUGAUUUCAUUGAUUAGCUGGAGUCUGAGAGUCAGAUAAUGUAUUAUAGUGAAUUGUGUAUAAAAUUGUUUGAUCCCCAUGUAAGAGAAAUACAAGGAUAUA